AUGGAGAUAUCACCUGCACCAGUUCCUACAAAGAUAACUGAAUUCGUCGCCAAGGUUUUCGACGAUGGAACUCCCGAGUUAAAAGCAAACACAGUUGUAGAUAUCUAUGGUUAUUUAUCAGCAUCAACGCAUUCCAGUGGCGAAGAUGAUACUGUUGUUUCUUCCGAGCAAGUUACCGUUCAUGUGCUGCGUAUGGAAGAGGUUAGACACGUACCGUCGACUGAUCCAGAGGAGUCAGCUAGCUUAAAUUCGCCUUCUAUACGUAAUGACCUUAUCAGAGAAGUAUCAUCUGUCUUGGGGAGUACCUCAGCAGCUGAUAUCUUCAUCAAUUUUCUGAUAUCCACCACGUAUUCUCGCCCGGGUGGAACGCCAUUGUGCUUUUUACCUUUGAAUAUUGUUGGUAUUACUGAUUCUGGAGUUGCUCACAAAGUGAUUGAGUUGGUACAGCAUUUGAUGCCCAAGGUGAAAGUUCUUACUCUCACGCCAGAGUUACUCUCGAAAGCACGUUUCGCGCCAGUGAAGAAUUACGAAACCGAUACACUACUCCAAGGAGAAUUGCAGUUAAGCAACGGCACUGUUCUAAUCAUUGAUGAGACUCAGCUACCUACUGGCUCCUUUCCAGUUAGUGGCUUCGUUGAGGAGAACUUGAAAGUACUAGAUGAGCUGAUUGUUGAGCACAGGGUAUCGUACGACUACGGAUUUUAUAAAAUUCCCAUGGAUGUCGAUUACAAUGUUUUAAUUCUGUCGAAAAAGGAAUCCAGAUUCUUCAAGACCCCAUUCCGUAUUCCCAUUGAACCUUCCAAGCCGCCGGUAUUUGUUGGAAAUGUCGAGAAGAAACGAGAGUACUUGCAACGAUGUCGUAGUGGUGUAAGCUCCAUAUCGCUAGCGGAUGACGUUUCUAAGAAAGUGCAGGACAGCUUUGUCGAUAUGUGUGCAUCACUAGACACAAAAACGGAUAAGGCGGCAUUGCUCAAUGAAAUGCUGAUUCUGUCGAGAUUGGUUGCAUCCUCAAAUGGCAGUUCAAGCGUGGAAUUUGAGCACUGGCAACAUGCAAUUAGAAUCUCUUCGGCAAACUCGUCCGAAAUGUCAAUGUGGAGAUCUCGAUAG
Haemonchus placei is the source of this 1107-nucleotide messenger RNA. Lineage: Eukaryota; Metazoa; Nematoda; Chromadorea; Rhabditida; Trichostrongylidae. The record is from the annotation of a GenBank genome assembly.